UUACUUGCUGUAAAAUUUGAAGUGUUGGAAUAUCAUGUGACUUCUUGUAAAACAAGACGAUUUUGAAUAUGUUUCCUGGAAUGGGAUGCUUCUGUCUGACUGGUGUUGUGGCUUAUUCCUCCCAAGCAAGUAAACAGUUUUUAUCUGCAGUUUUUUGUUUAAAAAAAAGCCUUUGUCCUGCCCCAACCUUUGUGCUUGCCUAACAAUGCAAUGCUGUGCAGCAUGUUUACUAAUCCCCACUGUGUUCAUUGAAGCUUACUCCCAGGUAAGCGUUAAUAGGAUUGUAACCUAAAUAUUUUCCACAGUUGAAUGUGAGGCAUGUCCGGUAUCUCCGUACAACCAGUAUUUAACACUGCCUUCAAAACAGAAAUAAAGUAUAACUGAUAACAGACUGCCCAAUCGUUACUUGAAAUUAGAGUUUUAUGCUUGCUUCCAUUCACUUUUUAUUAACACAACAUUCUAGGUGCUAGGAGAGAGCUUAGAUGAUUUACAGUCAAGAUCAAUGUCCUACUGAAAGCUUCAGUGUUAAAUAACUUCCUGGGCACUUAUGGGAGGAGGGGUGGUCUACAAGUGCAUGAAAUAUAAAUGAAAUCAUUCUGAAUGAAGUCGUGUUGGGUGUAUGGACCUUUCAGUUAAUCAGAGCUGGGUUGUUGAAUUCUAAAAAGAAGUGGUGGAAGAGAGCUUUAAAAGACUGUGAAAUUGGGGACUUUGUAUUUUAUGAGAGAGCUGAUGUAUAAAAAACAAGAGGCAUCUGGAAAUUCCGAGAGAAACUUAUGGGUUCUUAUGUUCCAUUUUUUAAGGUGAGUGCACCUAAUAUAUAUAAAAAUGUAAAAUGUGAAUCAAUGAGACAUCUUGUAUCAUAUAAGUACUUAAUCGGACUACUAGGAUCGAAGAGUUUAAUGUCUACUUCGUAAUAAGUGUAGAGAGUGAGCGUCUGUCCAGAAGACAUGUUACGUUAAAUGUGGCCACAUAUUUAAUAUGUCUGGAGAUUUUUUUGUUUGUUAAAUUGUGGCCAUAGAAGCAUCUGAUCAGGACUGGGGCACAGGGAGGGGGGGAGUUUAAACCUUUCCCUUUAUACUGCAGGUCCAACAAAAAUGGCUUUUCAAGCUGCUCUUUGCUGAAGGAUAGAAGCUGCUGUUCGUGAAACUAUACGUAACAUGUAGUUGGGCCUUGAAUAUGCAAGUUUUAAUAUCAGGUAUGGGAAUCGGUGGGCCUCCAAAUGUUGUUGGACUCCAACUCCCAUCAGCUCCAGCCAGCAUGGCCAACGGUCAGGGAUGAUGAGAAGUGAUAACCAACAACAUCUAGAGGGCCACAGAUUCUCCAUACCUGUUAUAGAUACUCUCUUUCUCUCUCUGUCAUAUGCACAGUAAUUUUGCAAUUAUAUUGUAGAGUCCAAUGAUUAAAAGGACAAAUGUAACAUAGAUAUAACAAAUUAGGUACAUUCUGCCCUAAUGUGUGAAGAGAGAAUUUAGAUCCUAAGCUACACAAGCAAUUCCUUGCAUAGAACUGAGCUUCUCACGUGGAAUCAGGCGGUCAUGUAAUAAUGACCCUGAGCUAGAGGUUCCUGUAUACAUGUGCAGGUUCCUGCACAUGCAGACUUCCCCACUAAAAAGAGGUGCAUGUUUGGUUUAGCACAUAAUUGACAGUUACUGCUGAUCACCUGAUGGGGGUUAGAAUAGAGGUUGCCAGGAUUCUACCCAUCCUCUCCCAUGAAGCAAUAAUCCAUGUUGUCAGAGUUGGCGGCUCCAGCAAUCAGUUCACCCUUAAGUGUUUGUGCAGAGAGAAGAUUGGUUUGCUCUGGAAUUAUUUCUUUGGCAAUUUUACCUGGCACCUAAGGCUGCUCAGGAGUUUGCACCACAGAUGUGGAAGUCUAUUCCAGCCCUGUUGUGUUACUGUUUGAACAUCUGCAAAAGGAAAAAAUGAAGGAAUGUCCCAAAAAGAAAUCCAUUAACUUCUGCAGUGAAGGUCCCCAGUGGAUGUCUCAUUUACCAGAAUGUCUCUGGGGCAUUCCUCUCUCUAAUCUGUCACUUCCAGGGAGUCAUGAUGCUAUGACCUAUUGCUUGGAUAAAGAGUCCGAAGUAAGCAUAAACGAAUCUAAGUUGUUGCAGUUUAUGGACAAACAUAUGCAUUGCAUAGUACACCCAAUUAUUUUGAGAUGGUCUGUAACACAGGUGCUGACUGUGUUAGAGCAACUGGAUGCUGGAAUAAGGUACUUCGAUCUGCGGAUUGCUCACAAGCCCAAUGACUCUUCUAUGAAUUUGCACUUUAUUCAUAUGGUGUAUACAACAGUUGUUGUAGAGGCUGUCCUGUGGGAUAUUUUACGAUGGUUGAAAAACCAUCCCUGGGAGGUUGUCAUUCUAGCUUUCAGAAAUUUUGAUGGAUUGGAUGAUGAUCAUCACUGUCAUUUGGUCUCCUGUAUAAAGAAGAUCUUCAGUGACAGACUCUGUCCUAGAAAUGUCAUUCCAACUCUAAAGAGCAUGUGGUCCUCUGGCUAUCAGGUUAUUGUAUCCUAUGACAAACCUGCACAAGUGCUAAAGCAUUGUGAACUGUGGCCUGCAAUUCCAUACUGGUGGGGAAAUAAAACAACAGCACAAGGUCUUAUCCAGUAUUUGGAGCAGAGGAAACAGAAUGGACGCCCAGUGGGAUUAUUUGUUGCAGGAAUCAACCUUACUGGAGAUUUAGGGUAUAUUCUGGCACAUCUACGUGGAUCUGUUAAGAAAAUGACCCUUCCUGCUCUUCCGUUCCUAAAUCUGUGGAUAACAAAACAGCGGCCUGGAUCAAAGAAAGACUGUAUUAACAUCAUUGCUGGAGACUUCAUAGAAAAAAAUAACUUUGUGAAGAAUGUGAUAAACCUUAACAGAAAACUUUUAAAAUAGCACUGUCACUUUUGAUUUGUCUAUUCAGUAUUGGAAAAGCAUUCUUGGGUUAACUUCUAGCAUGCACUCUCUCUAAAGAGACACAAAAUCUACCUACCUCAUAGGAAUGUUGGGAAGAUCUUGUGUGCAGCUAAAUUAUAUCCCCCCAUUCAAGUCCCCCUGUGCACCCUCCCCAGUCCGGAGAGUUGGUGGAAUCCCCAGAACUAAUUUAGGGUAUAUGUUGGGGGGGGGAGGAGUUCUCUUGUGCAAGUGUAAAUUCUUGGCCUAACAACAUGUUGCUUAAUACUACAAUAGAUAAAAGCCUUUCAAAAAGCAUUUUGAGAAACUGUCUAAAUAAAGGCUCUUAAGUAAACCUAGAAGAUAUUAGGAUAAAAGGGCAGACCCUUUUAUGGGGUUAAAUUAACAGGAAGUGUGGGGCAAAGUUUUACAAUGGAGCCUCGUAUUAUUCUGCAUUGGGAAUAGUGCUAUCUAAUGUAGUUACAUAGAGGUGAGCAGCGAUGUUGUCAAGUUUACAGCUUUUAUUCAAGAUGGUGAUAAUCUAAGUAGACUGUGAAGUGCUCCAAAUGGACCUCUCUAAACUGGAUGGUUAAAAUCCCCCAACAAAAUAUAACCACAACCCAGGAAAUAAAGAUUUAUAAAUAAGUGUAAAAUGAUGCACACUAGCUCAAUAAAUCCCAGUUUCACAUGGAUACUGAUGGGUCUCUGUACCAUAAUGACCAAGGAAUAAAAUCUUGGGAUCAUGUUAAACAGAUCAAUAAAAAAAUAUUCAGUGUGCAGCAUCCAUAAAGGCAAUAGCAUAUUAAGGAUUAUUAGUAAAGUGACUGAAAAAUAAAGUGGCCUGUACCAUCAUGAAUUUACAUGGUUGGACCUUGUAUCUGGAGUACAGUUCAGAUUGUUCCAUGAUACUGAAUUGCUGGAAAAGGUGCCCCCCCCCACAAAAAAAAUGGACAAGCAAACUGAUCAAAGAUUUGGAGCACCUUCCAUAAAAUUUCCUCAUAAUGUAUUUGGGAUUUUCUGGUUCAGAAGGCAAUAAUCAAAAGGCAACAGGAUUAAUAACAAUAUGGUAUACUAUAUUUUAAAAAUGGAUGUUAAAUUUUUUUUAGUGUAACUUCUAAAAGUUUGUCAUAUUUGUAUUUAUUUAAAAUCACUUACUGCCAGUAAUUUUCUGCAAUAAACUCUCGUAUCCAUCUUGCUAGA
Molecule: messenger RNA, 4073 nt
Organism: Rhineura floridana
Lineage: Eukaryota; Metazoa; Chordata; Lepidosauria; Squamata; Rhineuridae
Gene: PLCXD1
Product: phosphatidylinositol specific phospholipase C X domain containing 1
Exons: 8
Coding region: 1920-2876 (318 amino acids)
Biological process (GO): lipid metabolic process
Molecular function (GO): phosphoric diester hydrolase activity
Source: RefSeq, a predicted model, not a curated record